GACACAACCAGGCAUUCUAAAAAAACAAACAAAAAAAAAACAACUAGUAUUACAUUUUAAAUAAAUUAGUAUUACAUUUUAAGCAAACUUCUACAAAAACCAAAAAUGACUUAUCUCUACUUAGUCGUGUUACUUAUUUUCACAGGUAAGUUUAAAAUAUCGUAAAACAAAUAAUUGUAUCAUAAUAUUUCUGUAUAAUUGUGUUUAUAAGGUGGUGGGUCUUUUAGUUGACAUAAUAAUUUCUUUUUUUUAAAAUUUGUAUUGGAUUCAUAAUAUUAAAUACUAAAAUAUAGAAAAAUUUAAUAACUUACAAAUAUCUUUUAAAUAGGCCUGCAUUUUAACAUCUUUACAAUCUUCACUUGUUUGUAUAUUGUUUAAUGAACUUAAAAUUAUUGAUUGUCGUUACUGUUUUCAUUAAAUUUUGAGGACCUCUGGCUAUUUUACUGUGUUAUUUUAUAAAUUCGAGAUCUCCGAAUAACCCUUUAAACCCCCAUGUAGGAUACUUAAUUUAAAAAAAAAAAAAAUUUAAUAAAACACAUUAGACCUAUGAUUUAUUUAUUUCUUUUAUUUAUUUUUUUAAAAUUGACGACUAUUUCUGUUCACAAGUAACGGUCAUUUCAGUGAGGAAUUAAAGUUAUUCAUUAGGAUUACUUGGCGAUAGUUCCAAAAUGACGUGUCCUGUAAUUAUUGUAUAUCUUACCCGACUUGGAAAAGUGGUCUUGUGCAAUAACGCAUCAUUAUUUAAUUGAUAUUAAAAAAAAAAUCAGCCCACCAUGCCAAACAUCACAUUUGGAUUUUCAUCAACCUUUAAUUUCAAUUUUUAACAUCACAAAUAUUAAUUUUCUAAAGCCGGGGCUAUGUGUAUGUGGGUGAAAAAAAAGGAAGGGGGGGGGAGGGUGAGGGGGGUAAAUAACAUCUUAUAAAAAAAUUCGCUUCGCUUUUGUUCGUGUGUUUCUGUCUUUCUUUCUGGCUGAGGGGGGUGUGUGGCAAAAAACUUCGGAAGGCUAAUUAACUUACUUACCGUCAACCUAUCGCGCGGAGACUUGGCACAUACUCUCGGUACCGAUGACAACACAUGAUUUCAAAAGUUCAGCCCCACCUUAAUAUCCCUACACAACAAAAAUAAAAUGUACGGUUUUUCACAGAGAAUGUGAAUAAAUAUGAUGCCACUGAUUGCACGGAAUACAAUUCCCGAAAACUGCACUAAAUGAGAAGUGCGUUUGGUGGAUAAUAUUUUCUUUUUUUCUUCUGAAAUAGUUGGUGAAAUAAAUGUGCAGUGCAAAAGUGGUUGCGUCAUUGGGAUAUUAAUAUGAAAUAAAAUAACUAAAAAUUGCCUGUUAAGGAUUUAUAUGAAAAACGUUGUUUUAAGGGGCUGUUUAAAUUCUAUUAGGGGCUGUUUAAUUUUUUUAGGGGCUGUUUAAUUUUUUUCAGGGGCUGUCAAAAUUUUGUUACUGGCUGUUUAAUUUGUUAUGUGUUGUUUAAUUUUUUUUUUUUUUUUGGCUUCUUUCUGUCUGUUUUGAAGCAUAAGACAAAGUAAAUUCAUCAAGCCAGAUACAUUGUGUAUCAUGUAUUUAUCAACACGCUCAUCAAAUAUGGUUGACCGUCUUCUAGUAUUCUGUACUUUCUGCAUCCCUUUUAACUGGCUAAAAUGAGGUGCUUGUCUAAUGGCAACUACCAAUCCUCCAUAAACCUGGUCAACUGAUGGCUCUCAUUCGAGUAUUUUAACUGCAAUGCUUACAACAUACAACUCUGAAUUCAAACCAGGAGCCAGAAUGAUCAAUACAUUGAUCGUGGGCCCUCAAGGAAUAGAGAAUAAAAAACUACAACUUUAAAGUAAUUUUGCAUUAGUACGUGACAAAAAUAAUAAUCCCUCGGGCUGUUUUCUUCUUUGGCUUAUCAUUCCUGUGAAAUAUCUAGUGUGACUAGAAGACUACGUGGACAUCAGGGAGAAGCGAUAAAUUAAAAGAUAUGCAUUUAAGAUGGAUAACAGAAGAAAUCUAAAUAUACUAAUUGGGAAAAUGUUAGAAGGUUCACCUUUUUUUUAUGAACACACUCAAAACUGUAUAAAAUCAUUUUCGCGCGUUACUAAUUCCGGGGGAAGACCAAACUAUGGUGUGAGAGCCGCGGGAGUGUUCAGUAAAACUCUUAUCAGAAAGAUUGUCAAGGGAAAGAAUCACUAUUAUUUAAAAACGAAUUUUGCAAUGCCCCUUAAUUAUUUAUUCUGCAAAACGAAAUAACCUUACGGCAAUGUCAUGACAUUAAACACACGUUCUAAGCCACCUUUACGGCAAUGUCAUGACAUUAAACAACACGUUCUAAGCCACCUUUACGGCAAUGUCAUGACAUUAAACACACGUUCUAAGCCACCUUUACGGCAAUGUCAUGACAUUGAUUAGCGUUCUAAGCCACCUUUACGGCAAUGUCAUGACAUUGAUUAGCAUUCUAAGCCACCCUUACGCCAAUGUCAUGACAUUAAACACACGUUCUAAGCCACCUUUACGCUAAUGUCAUGACAUUAAACACACGUUCUAAGCCACCUCUAGGCCAAUGUCAUGACAUUAAACACACGUUGUAAGCCACCUUUACGGCAAUGUCAUGACAUUAAACAAAAGAUAUUUUAUUCGACAGUGUCCACAGAUGUAGGCAAUCAUUCUCCAUAAAUAUAUCUAAAAAAAAAAAAAAACUAUGACAGUUGGAUACUAAUAAUGACGAGAUUUUGUAGGAUCCACAGUUUCCCAGAUUUUCAGUUCGCCCAAAGCUUCUUUUAAAAUGUCUUAUAACACAUGUUUGCUCUAGGCGUGGAUCACAGACGUCUCCUCCAUCCGACCUGAGCUGGCCCCCAACACUAAGAGCUGUUUACUUAUCCUUUACCCAACGGUAGCUCGUUUAGGGCUUGAAUGUAGCGAGGCCAUGCCUCACCCUCUAAACCAGCCUAUGUAAAUAAUGCAGAGCAUUUUGGCUAUAUCAAUACUGCGUCGCAUUUUCGCUACCUCGGUAAUUCGCAGCAUUGUAGCUAUAAAUAUCGAGUCAAAAAUUGGUAUUGCAUCUAUUUCAAAUCAUUCAGAGAACCUAAUAAAUAUAAAAACUACAUAUUAAUUGAGCUAUAUCAAUUAUAUAACGUCAUUUAGCUCUAUGAGCCAUUCACAGUGAUUAUUAUUUAGCUCUAUGAGCCAUACACAGUAAUUUAGCUCUAUCAGCCAUAAACAGUAAUACAGCUCUAUCAGCCAUACACAGUCAUUUAAAUUUAUCAGCCAUGCACACUAAUUUAGCUCUAUCAGCCAUAAACAGUAAGUUAUCUACCUCAAUAAAAUAUAAUAAUUGAGUUACAUCAAAAAUACACUGUAAUUUAGCUCUAUCAGCCAUACGCAAACAUUUAGCUCCAUCAGCUAUACCCAAUAAUUUAGCUCUAUCAGGCAUACACGGUAAUUUAGCUCUAUCAGCUAUACACAGUAAUUUAGCUCUAUUAGCCAGACGCAGUAAUUAAGCUCUAUCAGCUAUACACAGUCAUUUAGCUCUAUCAGCCAUGCACAGCAAUUUUGCUUUGGCAGCCAUACACAGUAAUUUAUCUACAUCAAUUAAAAAUAAUAAUUGAGCUAUAUCAAACAUACACGGUGUUUUAUAUAUGUCAAUCACACAUCAGACAUUUCCUAUAUUUGUCAUGCACAAUAUAUUAGUUUUUAGGUAAAUAGUUUUAUGUUUUUCAAAUCAAUUCCCCUUUGAAAUCCUUAUUAAAUUGGGUUUUCUUCGUGGGACGCUGGCUGGCUGGUUGGCAAAAUCUUAAGAUGGCUAAUUGACCCCCUUCAAGCAAUUGAGAGGAAAAUUGGCACAUAGACUCCUAGCCGAUGAUAACCUCUAACCCAGACCCCCCCCCCCCCCAAAAAAAAAAAAAAAGAUUUUCCCGGUUUUCAAGGGGGAGAACAAAAAAAAACNGGGAAGAUCAAAUAAAAUCCUUGAUAACUGCGCCAAAUGAGAUUCUUACAAAAUAAAUAGUUCAAGUGCUUUCGGUGCGUAAUAUUUUAUGUUUUCUGAAGUAGUUGGUGAAAUGAUUCUGUGGUGGAAAAGCAGGUGGGUCAUAAGACUAUUAAAAUAGUUAAGGGGCGUGAAAAAAAUGUGCGAUUGCGAGCGGAAAAAAAAAGGGGGGGGGGGACUAAUAGGUAUUCUAUUGUUAACUUGUAUGCAUGAUUUGUCAAAUAUUCAGCCCCCACCCCCAGUUGCUCGAUUUUACAUUUAAAAGGGAUUUUUACGAAAGACGUCUUUAGUAGUUGUUUAGUUGUAAUGAUUAAAGACAAGAAAUAAUUAAAUCAUCCAUUUGUUUCAUCUAGAGAUUUUGAACAAAAAUACGCCUCAAAGUAGAAGUAACGCGCUUUACCAAAGUUGACACAUUUACAAUGAAGUGGCGUAACUAAGGUUAGUGCCACUGGAGCGCGUCAAGCUUACGCUCCCCCCCCCCCUAUUUUUUUUCACGAAACAAAAAAUCUCUGCAGUUGGCCAAAAAAAGGCACCCCUCAAAAUAAGGGAAAGAGUGCCACACGGGGUGAACCGCACCCUCCUUCCUGCGCCCCUGGUUCAUGUUUAUUACAGUGGUUGUCAUAGUUACUGUAGUGAUUGUCAUUUUUAUUGUAGUGAUUGUCAAAGUUAUUGUAGUGAUUGUCAUAUUUAUUGUAGUGCAAUAUUGCAUGUGAUGAAUGGCCACAAUUAACUUUAAGUACAAAGGGGGGUGGAAUAUGGGGGGGGGGGGGGAAAUUAAGAAAAGUAAAACGGAUUUUGCAGCAAAACGGAAAUAAGCAAAAGGAAAAGUAACAAAAGCUGUUGCCAAAGUUUACAGGUUUUUUUUUUUUUUUUUUUGUUUUUUUUACUGAUGUGUUUAAAUCUACAAAUUACAUUAAAAAUAAAAAUGAAAGUUUCAGAAAACCUCUCUUUUUAUUCGUCUGAUGGCCACCUUCGGCCAUUGGCUACGUCAUAGUUUGAUCGCGAGUAGGGACCAAUCAAACAAACCAUUAUAUUUUACCGGCUGUGUGUAGAGAAACAUCAGCUUGGAUUCAGGGGAGGACUAUUAAUUGUAUCAUUCGUAUAUAUAACUAUCUCUUUUUUUUAUUAUUAUUAUUAACUAUGUUGCUCACUUUUUGUAAGGUCAACCAUGACUAAUCUUGUAUUGCAUUUUUAUUCACAGGAACAGUUGAUGGACGUAAGUAGAGAAACAAAAUUAAGUUUAUUUAAAACAGAAAAAAAAAUGUAUAUUAUGAAAAGGAAUGUGAAAUGGAGAGAAAAAGAAAUCAUGAGGACGAACGGUAAAGAAAGAGUGGGAAAAAUUGUGUGUGUGUUGGGGGGGGGGGAGGGAGGCAGACAGACAAAUAAAGGAAGAGUCUAAGUUUAGUUAACUUAAGUUUUAAAUUGGCCCUUAGUCUUAGUUAAACACAUAAUAAUGGAGAGAGAAAGAAUCGUUAAGGGGUAGAGAAAGAAUGGUUAAGGGGUAGAGAAAGAAUGGUUAAGGGGUAGAGAAAGAAUGGUUAAGGGGUAGAGAAAGAAUGGUUAAGGGGUAGAGAAAGAAUGGUUAAGGGGUAGAGAAAGAAUGGUUAAGGGGUAGAGAAAGAAUGUUUAAGGGGUAGAGAAAGAAUGGUUAAGGGGUAGAGAAAGAAUGGUUAAAGGGUAGAGAAAGAAUGGUUAAGGGGUAGAGAAAGAAUGUUUAAGGGGUAGAGAAAGAAUGUUUAAGGGGUAGAGAAAGAAUGGUUAAGGGGUAGAGAAAGAAUGGUUAAGGGGUAGAGAAAUAAUUUUUAAGGGGUAGAGAAAGAAUGAUUCAUUAGAGGAGAGUUGAGGUGGGUAAUAGUGAACGAAAGCGAUAGAGGAGUACUUGCAAAUAAAAUAAAAUAGCACAUGGUUGGUAAUAAAUUGUCAUGCCAUUUCACAUCGUUAAAUUUGUUGUUUUUUUUGUUGUUUUUUUGGUAGAAUGUGUAGACCAAAGCCAGGCAGGUGCUUGCGGCUUUGCGUUUUCUGCUUCCUUUUACACUCACGCUACAAACACUCAGCUGGUUUGUGGGUAAGUGGACCAUUUCUUUUCAAAUGUUUGUCUUCAUGUCUUUGCCUCGACUCCUGUAGGCUGCACUGAAUUAGUAAGCAACGGAAAACUGUUGAUUUAAGUCCUAGUUGAACAACGCAUAUUUUUUUUAAAUUUGCUAUCUACUUUUUAAAUAACAUUGUAUAUCUGGAACAAAAUAAGGUUGGUGUUCACUGUGUUGAGUGUUUGAACAUAAAAAGCAGACGCUACGAUUUAAACACAUCUUGAAAUGGUGAAUUCCACUUUUUUUUUUUUUUUUUUUUUUUUUUUUUUUUUUUGUUUUGUGGGGGGGGGGGGGGGCGAGGUUAAAUGUGAGCCCUUUAUAUUAACUUCAAGUGUGUUCCUUGCUGGUUGGCUGGCCAAAAUUGUCGGACGGCGACAAGAUCAACUUCCCGUCAACCCAACGAGCUGAAACUUGGGACAUAGACUCGUUGCUGAUGACACGGGUUGUUUCAUUUUCUGCUGGACUUGUUUCUAUUCCCUCCGUAUUGACCAGCUCUUUCAACUCGCCACACCAUUUAAUAAUAACAUGUCGACGACCGAGGUCAAUCAAAUUAAGCAAAAGGCUAUAUUGGGUAACCCGCCCGCCGUGCUCGACGGAGGCAUCAAACUUUCAAAAUGUACUUUGAUACCGGCAUCGUCACACUUGACUUAAAUUGAUCUAGUGCAUGAAAUGGAAAAAUUUAGCCUUUUAAUGAACUGGGAUGUAUCACGGUGUGGGCGGAAACUGACCCAUCGGACAGAUUAUCACUUUCACACAUAGAGCUGAAAUACACACACAGGUGCCAGGGGCUAGCUAAACAUACGCAACUGGAAAAGUCAUCUGUCCUCUACUCACACACAAAACAUUUGAAAUUUAAAAAAGUAACGACUCUGGUGCCCGCUGGGUUUGGGGAGGGUGGGUUUUCACCCGGCGCCCCCUCCCCUCAACCCCUCCCCCCAAUGCCGUUUCAACAAUAGUAAAUUCUAACUGGUGCUCGUUUCUAUUUCCAGUGAUGUGAAUACCUUCGACGCCUGCGUACGGAACAUCUCCUGCCUCGCAGAAGCACAGAAGAACGACCAGAUUAAUCAGAUCAGAACGUUAGUCACUAAUCAGCAGGGAAUCACGUGUCGUAUGUACUAA
Lymnaea stagnalis (great pond snail) is the source of this 7175-nucleotide messenger RNA. NCBI's taxonomy places the organism in Eukaryota, Metazoa, Mollusca, Gastropoda, Lymnaeidae. The record is from the annotation of a GenBank genome assembly.